This is a messenger RNA of Spinacia oleracea (spinach), 1269 nucleotides long. RefSeq names its product pentatricopeptide repeat-containing protein At3g62470, mitochondrial-like. Gene Ontology annotation, molecular function: protein binding. The transcript has 2 exons. Lineage: Eukaryota; Viridiplantae; Streptophyta; Magnoliopsida; Caryophyllales; Amaranthaceae. The record is from RefSeq and is a predicted model, not a curated record. The coding region runs from base 488 to 1033 and encodes 181 amino acids.
UUGCCAAAAAGGACCUUUUAUAAGCAUAUUUUUGCGAGAAAGGACCUUUUAUGUCAAAAUUGGUGAAAUGGGACCUAAAAUACAACAUUUUUUGUUAAGUGGGACCUUUGCCCGGAUUCUUGGAGUCAACCCAAGUUUCUGGCGUUGACUUCGACACGUGGCAGCCGGAAACUGCCACGUGUCAAUAUCCUUAUUUAAAAAAUAAAAAAUAAAAAAAAAAUUUAUUUUUUUUCCCAAAAAUCAUCGUUUUACUGAAACAGUUUUACCCAAAAAAAAAAUCGAUUCUCGAUUCUCGAUUCUCUUCUCUCUCCUCUGCUCCUUCAACUCGACGCCAUUGUUGAAGAUUCAAGGUUGAAGGAAAGUGCUUCUUCACUCAAAUUGCUUGCCAAGAAUUGUUACUCAGGCCUCCACGAAUCAGAUUGACAAUGUCCCAUCAAAAAGCGAAAAUUUGGGGACUAAUUCAGUUUUACUUAGUGGUUGGUGUAGAAUGAAGAAUCUAAUGGAAGCUGGUGAAAUCUGGAACGAGAUGAUUGAUCAAGGUUUGAACCCAGAUGUUGUUACUCAUAACAUAAUGUUAGAUGGGUUGUUGAAGGUUAAUAAGAAAUCUGAUGCAAUCAAGCUUUUCGAGGUGAUGAAAGUUAAGGGUCCACCCCCAAAUGUUCGGACCUAUACUAUAUUGAUUAGGGAUUUGUGCAAGCAUUCAAAGUUGAAUGAAGCUGUUGCUUACUUUGAUGGGAUGACUUCUUCAGGUUGUAACCCAGAUGCUGCUGUAUAUACUUGUUUGAUUACUAGAUUUGGGAACCUUAAAAAGAUGGAUAUGGUGUUUGGUUUGUUAAAAGAGCUGAAGGAAAAGGGUUACCCACCUGAUGGGCAACUGUAUAAUGCUUUGAUUAAGUUGAUGACGAAUAGAAGAAUGCCGGAUGAUGCAGUUCGUGUUUACAAGAAGAUGAUUCAGAGUGGAAUUGAGCCAACAAUUCAUACUUAUAUUAUGAUGAUGAUGAAAUCUUACUUUGAUUUUUUUUUUUGUGGGUAAAAAUGUUUCAGUAAAUGAUGUUGGUUUUGGAGGGAAUUUUUGGGAAUUUUUUUUUUAAUAAUUUUUUUUUAUUUUUUUUUAUUUUUUAAAUAAGGAUAUUGACACGUGGCAGUUUCCGGCUGCCACGUGUCGAAGUCAACGCCAGAAACUUGGGUUGACUCCAAGAAUCCGGGCAAAGGUCCCACUUAACAAAAAAUGUUGUAUUUUAGGUCCCAUUUCACCAAUUUUGACAUAAA